This is a messenger RNA of Chaetomium fimeti, 1923 nucleotides long. RefSeq lists its product as uncharacterized. Lineage: Eukaryota; Fungi; Ascomycota; Sordariomycetes; Sordariales; Chaetomiaceae. The transcript is spliced from 3 exons. The record is from RefSeq and is a predicted model, not a curated record. The coding region runs from base 1 to 1923 and encodes 640 amino acids.
AUGCUCUACAGCACCCUUUUCCUCGCCCUCCUCGUCGGAGGAGCGGUGGCUUCUCCUACAUCUCCCACCGACUGCCCUAAUGGCGUCUGCGGAGGCGUCUGCGGCGAUGGCAUCGUCCAAGCCCCCCAUGAGCAGUGCGAUCUCGGCGCCAAGCUCAACGGCGCCGCCAACAGCGGGUGCAGCACCGACUGCAAGAUCGUCGCCGUCUGCGGCAACGGCAAGGUCGACGAGGGCGAGGAGUGCGAUGCCGGCCACGACAACGGCAAGCCCAACUCGGGCUGCUCCGCCGACUGCAAGUGCCUCCCCGUGUGCGGCAACGGCAAGGCUCCCGAAGAGUGCGAUUUGGGCCACGACAACGGCAAGUGGAACUCGGGCUGCUCUGCUGAGUGCAAGAAGACGCCUGUCUGCGGCAACGGCCACGCCGAGCACGGAGAGGAGUGCGACGAGGGCGAUAACAACGGCAAGCCGGGCUCCACCUGCUCCAAGGAAUGCAAGAAGGUUGCUGAGUGCGGCAAUGGCAAGGUUGAGCCUGGUGAGGAGUGCGACCUGGGCCAUGACAAUGGCCAGCCGAACACUGGAUGCACCAAGGACUGCAAGAAGUGCGCGGUUUGCGGCAACGGACAGGUCGAAGCUGGCGAGGAGUGUGACCUAGGCCAUGAGAACGGCAAGCACAACUCUGGGUGCUCCAAGGAGUGCAAGACCGUCGCAGUCUGCGGAAACGGAAAGGUUGAGCAUGGCGAGGAGUGCGAUGCGGGCGAGAACAACGGCAAGCCCGAUUCCGGCUGCUCCAAGGAGUGCAAGAAGGCUCCCAUCUGCGUCUGCGGAAACGGCAAGGUCGAAGAGGGUGAGGAGUGCGACCUCGGCGACGCCAACGGCAAGCCCAACUCCGGAUGCUCCAAGGAAUGCAAGGCGACCCCUAUCUGCGGCAACGGCAAGGUCGAGCACGGCGAGGAAUGCGACGCCGGCCCGCACAACGGCGCCUACAACAGCGGCUGCGCGACCGACUGCACCAUCUGCGGCUACUGCGGCGACGGCAUCGUCGACAAACCCCAGGAGGAGUGCGACCUCGGCUGGCAGCUCAACGGCGCCCCCGGCGCGGACUGCUCGGCCAACUGCACCACCAACACCACCCCCUGCGGCGAGUGCGGCGACGGCAUCGUCCAGCCCGGCGAGCAGUGCGACGACGGCGCCGACAAGAACGGCAAGCCCGACUGGCGCUGCGGCAAGGACUGCCAGUGGGCAUCCGGCGGCCCCGUCUGCGGCAACGGCAUCUCGGAGUGGCCCGAGGAGUGCGACGACGGCACCGAGCUCAACGGCACGCCCGCCAGCCGCUGCACCAGCACCUGCACGCUCAAGGAGCCCUGCGGCCCGCCCCGCCCGCCCGUCUGCGGCAACGGCGUGGUCGAGUACCCCGACGAGGAGUGCGACGACGGCUACAUGAACGGCCUCGCCGGCAGCAACUGCACAACAGCCUGCACGCUCCGCACCUGCCACAGCGGCUGCGACAACAACAACACCCCGGAUCCGCGCUGCGGCGACGGCAAAGUGGACGCCGGCGAGGAGUGCGACGACGGCGCGGACAACAACGGGCACGAGUGGUCGUCGUGCGACUCGCACUGCAAGAACAAGCCGACCACCUCGCCCGGCCACUGCGAGACGUGCAACCCCAACCCCUUCUUCAACAAGUGCACCAUCACGACGUCGUGCAUCGUCGCCCCCGGCGAGCGCAACUACUGCGCCUGCCGCGCGGGUUACCGCGCCAACGGCCUGCUGCCCACCGACCAGCGCCAGUUCCGCCUGCGCUUCGAGGGCCAGGAUUAUCGCGUCUUUGUCGCGCCCGGUGUCGAGUGUGAUACCCUCUGCUCGAGCCCGCAUCCGGGACCGGACUCGUGCCAGGAGGUGCCCGUGAGGGAGGAUUGCUAG